GCAGGACCCUCCACCAGCACAAAGAUCACAAUUCGCUUUAUGCGGCGAUCUGGAACCAAACGCACAAUAUCUGUGAGCAAUGCCAGUGGGGUCCAUUAACCUGAUCAAGGAGAGAAGGCCGAGGACUGUUUUAAGAAAAUGGCAGACAAGCCGGACAUGGGGGAAGUUGCCAGCUUCGAUAAGGUCAAGCUGAAGAAGACAAAGAUGCAGGAGAAGAACACCCUGCCGACCAAAGAGACCAUUGAACAGGAGAAGUAGAGUGAAAUUUCCUAAGAACCUGGAGGAUUCCCCACCCCCAUCAUCUUUGGGAUCCCCGUCAUGAGUGGAGAAAAAGCCACCCCACCUGCAAGAUGGACACGAGCAACAAACUGCACUGUGAACCCGGAUACUCUGUCCCCAUGCCAUCAGCCUGUGGGUCUCUAAGGGGACCCCCCCAUACACCUCUAAUCAGACUGACAAAUUUUCCCAUUU
Molossus molossus (Pallas's mastiff bat) is the source of this 471-nucleotide messenger RNA. Its product is annotated as thymosin beta-10-like. NCBI's taxonomy places the organism in Eukaryota, Metazoa, Chordata, Mammalia, Chiroptera, Molossidae. The transcript is spliced from 2 exons. Gene Ontology annotation, biological process: actin filament organization; regulation of cell migration. Bases 139 to 258 code for a protein of 39 amino acids. Gene Ontology annotation, molecular function: actin monomer binding. The record is from RefSeq and is a predicted model, not a curated record. Gene Ontology annotation, cellular component: cytoplasm.